GCUACUGUCAUGUAAAAUAAUGAUACCUCAUACCACAUAAUAUAAUAGUGUAGUAUUUAUAAUACGUUAUACGAUUACACUUGCCUAUAAAUUGUAAGGCAAUGGGUAAUCCACUCGAAGACCCGUCAUUACUUUUUUAUGGUAAAGAUCCUGGAGCGGCAAAAUUUGGUAAUUUUAUAAAUUACUACUCCUUCCAUAGUGUAAACGAGAGACUUCAAAAUCUUCAUCAUGAUAUGUUUCCAAUACUUCAAAACACAUCACCAAUAUUAAUAAUGGAUAUUGGAUGUAAUACUGGAGAACUUACAAUCCAACUAUAUCGAUAUUUGGAGUCUUUAUAUCCUAAUACGGAAGUACACAUUCUAGCUCUUGACAUAGAUCCAAUAUUAAUAGAAAGAGCCAGUAGAGAAAUUAAAAACAUUCUAUUUGUCUCUUGCAAUAUUAUUGCAGAUAGUGGAAAGAAGAUAAUUACCGAGUACCUUCAAAAAUUCAACAAAAAAUCUUUUGAUAUAACUUUUUGUUUCUCAGUAACAAUGUGGAUUCAUAUAAACAAUGGAGAUGAUAAGUUUAUAGAAUUUUUAAGUUUCCUUAAGACUUCUUCCAAAUGUAUAAUAAUUGAACCACAACCAUGGAAAUGUUACAAAAAUGCACAAAGAAGAAUGAAAAGAGCUGGAGCAGGGCAUCUGGCAUCGCCAUAUGGCUAUGACAAGAGUCAACCGUCAAACAGUGUGACCAUUUCAAAAAUAGCGAAUCUGCCCGAUAUUGGCAAAAAAUCUGCCAAAGCUAACUCCAGAUAAUGCCAAAAAUAUGCCAUCAUAUUAUAGCAUCUAAUGACAUUGAAGACGGGUAUGAAUAAAUAAAAUACUACUAUUCAAAGGAAUUCCUUUAUUAUUCAACUAUAAAAGUAUCAAAACUUUCUCCGCACUCUUCAUUUUCGUAAAUUGAUUUUGA
Molecule: messenger RNA, 948 nt
Organism: Pieris rapae (cabbage white)
Lineage: Eukaryota; Metazoa; Arthropoda; Insecta; Lepidoptera; Pieridae
Product: RNA 5'-monophosphate methyltransferase
Exons: 2
Coding region: 102-794 (230 amino acids)
Biological process (GO): negative regulation of pre-miRNA processing; miRNA metabolic process
Cellular component (GO): cytoplasm
Molecular function (GO): RNA methyltransferase activity; O-methyltransferase activity
Source: RefSeq, a predicted model, not a curated record